ACAGCAGCUUCCAACGCACCAACCAUGAAGAUCAUCAUCCUGUUUGCUCUGUUCGCGAUGGCCGUUGCUCAGGAUAGCUAUCCCACCAAGUACGACAACAUCGAUGUGGACGAAAUCCUCAACUCGGAUCGUCUCUUCAAAAACUAUUUCAACUGCCUGAUGGAAGCUGGACCAUGCACCCCAGAAGGAAACGAGCUGAAGAAAUAUCUGCCGGAUGCCAUUUCUACCGGAUGUACCAAAUGUAACGAGAAGCAGCGUGAGGUGACGGCCAAGGUGGCCAAGUUUCUGAUCGAACAGCGUCCCACUGAGUGGAAUGCUUUGCGUGGCAAGUACGAUCCAGAUAAUACUUUUGCUGAGAAAUACAAAGAUGAAGCUGCCAAGUUUGGAAUCAAAUUGUAAACUCGAUUGCGUGAUCAUGACUAUUUGAACCAACAAACUUUUUUUUGAGUGUUUAUGAAUAAAGGAACUGCAUUUCAAAUGAUUGGUUUUUAGUUUCCAUAAGCUGUCCUUUUUUGCCCCACAACAAAAAAGCGAAAUUUUAAGAGUCAAACUAUAAUUACUGUUGGAAAA
This is a messenger RNA of Aedes aegypti (yellow fever mosquito), 570 nucleotides long. RefSeq names its product ejaculatory bulb-specific protein 3. The coding region runs from base 25 to 399 and encodes 124 amino acids. Lineage: Eukaryota; Metazoa; Arthropoda; Insecta; Diptera; Culicidae. The record is from RefSeq and is a predicted model, not a curated record. The transcript has a single exon.